Messenger RNA from Perkinsus marinus ATCC 50983, 1236 nucleotides. RefSeq names its product nonsense-mediated mRNA decay protein, putative. The record is from RefSeq and is a predicted model, not a curated record. Lineage: Eukaryota; Perkinsozoa; Perkinsida; Perkinsidae. Gene Ontology annotation, biological process: nuclear-transcribed mRNA catabolic process, nonsense-mediated decay. The transcript has 11 exons. The annotation marks the transcript as partial. Gene Ontology annotation, molecular function: zinc ion binding; RNA helicase activity; ATP binding. Gene Ontology annotation, cellular component: cytoplasm.
AUGACGUCCAACACCAGCGACUUCUUCACUCAGCAUGGGGAGUCACAAUUUUCCCAAGGUAUCGAGGACCUCAUGUUUGGACCGUCCUCCGCUGGAGGUGCUGGUAACGGUCACCAGAACGGUGGGCCCCUGGGGGCUAGGCAAACAGCAGACAAUACGGGUUUGAGGGCCGACACUAUGACUGAUUUCCUGGAUGUGGACGUAUCCACUAAAGGGAAAACUCAGGAGAUGGAGUUGACUCUGGACCAACACGCCUUUCCGAGAGAGUCCAAGCACAGGAUGUGGGCGGACGACUCUGACUCUGACGAAGAUGAUAAUGAUGACAUGGACGAUGCUGCUACUGGGAUGGACCAUAGUCAACCAGGCUUCAAUGGUGCUCAUGGCCAUCAUCAUCAUCAUGGUCGCUAUAUGGGGAUAGAGUCUGACGGUUUCGACCCAUCGACCUUGCCUGACCAUUCUUGCCAGUACUGUUACUUGAGCUCUCCAGAGUGCGUGGUGCAGUGUAACGUGUGCAAGCGUUGGUUUUGUAACUCCCAUCAUAAUACCAGUGGAAGCCAUAUUAUGAACCACUUGGUCCGGUCGAAGCACAAGAGUGUGUGUCUGCAUGAGGAUUCCCCCCUCGGGGCCUCUUUGCUGGAGUGUUAUGUAUGCGGCAAUACGAACGUCUUCGUGUUGGGCUUCAUACCGUCCAAGACUGACAGUGUCGUCGUACUUAUAUGCCGAGAGCCGUGCUUGGGGUCCAACACACUCAAGGACGAUGAGUGGGAUAUCUCCAUGUGGCAACCCUUGAUUGAGGAGAGAGCGUUCCUACCAUGGCUGGUGAAGAUCCCAACGCCAGAGGAAGAGGUUAAGUACACGCGGCCUAUCACUAACUCGCAGAUCAAUAGGUUGGAGGAGCUAUGGAGAGAAGGAAAGGAAAGCGCCACUGUAGUGGAUUUGGCUAAGCCAGGCACGGCAGCUGCUGAGGAGGAGCUCCCUGUUGUUCGCAAUACGUACCCUGAUGCCUAUGUGUAUCAGAACACUUUUGGACCGUUGGUCGAGAUGGAAGCGGUUUAUGAUAAGGAAGUGAAGGAAAGUCAGGCGAAGCAUGAUAUUAAACUGCGAUGGGACCUCAAUAUGGGAAACAGGAGGUGUGCAUACUUCCCGGUCUUCACCAGAGAGGAGACGGCUGGUGCCAAGUUGGUGCCAGGGGACGAGAUCAGGCUGAAGCUGGCUGACUGGGGCUCUGAUAAUGAG